This is a messenger RNA of Morchella sextelata, 1584 nucleotides long. RefSeq lists its product as uncharacterized. The record is from RefSeq and is a predicted model, not a curated record. The transcript is spliced from 3 exons. Gene Ontology annotation, molecular function: protein binding. The coding region runs from base 1 to 1584 and encodes 527 amino acids. NCBI's taxonomy places the organism in Eukaryota, Fungi, Ascomycota, Pezizomycetes, Pezizales, Morchellaceae.
AUGGAAGAACCACUAAUAUUAACCAGUGCACUGGCAGCAGCUCAAAAUGACUCCAGACUAAUCGGCGUCCCGAACGCUCGGAUCAACGACAAUAUAGAAAACAUCAAGAAGUUCCUCCAGCGUAGAAUAGCUGCAUCUGUCGAAGAAAGACAGUUUCUGCGCGGCGAGUCCUCCGACGAGUUGAGAAGCCAAAUUGUUAGAGGUAUUGUUGAGGGAUCCCAGGGAGUUCACACUUCUGAUAGGCUUUGGUGGGCCCAGUUUCAGAUGGGGCAAAUACUUUCCCUGGGCGCUGAAAGUGAUGUGAAGAAGAGUCUAGGAAGGCUUCCACAGAGUCUAGAGGAUUUAUAUGAAGAUGCGUAUGAGCGGAUACAAACGGAGCCAGGCCAAGGGCCUGGGAUUGCACUAAAAACGUUGAUGUGGGUGAUGUGUGCGUUCGAGCCAUGCUCACCCGACGAAUUGGCGAAAUUUGUCUUUCUGAACUUUCCUCAAGAGGAAAGGUUGACGGGGAACGUUUUGCUCAAGUUAUGCCAUAACCUCCUUACCAUAGACCAGCAGUCGGACGUCGUGAAGAUCGCGCAUCCAUCAAUACGAGAUUUCCUUGAAAAUAAAUAUGCCCCCAUGGUCGAUUCACACAUUCUAGUUGCUAAGACUUGCCUUGCCUUCCUGAGUGGCCCAAACACCCUGAGGAAGAUUGACUUGGACGAUUAUGCCAGCAAGUAUCCAGUUAUGUUCUGGCCGAUGCAUGUCCAGGCGUGCCUGGAUCAGCAGAAAGACGCAGAGUUAUCAGAGCAGCUGAUAAUGUUCUUGAAUACACAUUCUAAAGAUUGGUACAAAGCAUAUGCGGAUUUGUUCGAUACUUAUCGAAUACCCAAUUCGGAGCGCACCUUCGAGUACCGCAUGCCCGAGCCCGGAAAGUUUCAUGAGUUUGAAAGGGGCCUGGAAAAGAUAUUAAUAGACUCCCUUGAAGAGCUCAAGUUCGACGAACUGACUCCAUGGCAUAUCGCUGCUGUGUAUGAAUUUGGAGAGCAGCUGGAAGCACUAUGGGUCCUGGAGCCACCAAACAUCAAUGCCGUAAACAAGCAUGGGCAUACAAUGCUCUUCAUUGCAAGCAGCAACGGAUCAUCCUGGAUUGUCGAACGUCUUUUGAAGAAAGGUGCAGACCCCAACGUAUCAUGCGCUGGGAUGAUGGCCCUCGACUCUACAGCCUUCCACGGGCGAUAUGAGAUAGUGCAACUUUUGCUGGACUACGGCGGCGACGCGAAGGGAGAAAGAUGGGAGGUUAGAAGCGCGCUUUGUUGGGCGGCUGUAAAGGAUUUCCACAUGAUAGUGCAAUUGCUUCUAGAGAAUGGAGCUAAUCCCAAUAUCAGAUGCACAUACAAGAAGUGGAGUGCCCUGUAUGCUGCUUCAAGUCUUGGACGUUGUGAGGUGGUAAAGCUGCUAUUGGAGAACGGAGGGGAUGCUGGUGCUGAGGGUGGUGAUGAGGGGAGUGCUCUUGGUGUUGCGGUGAGAAAUGGGUGGCUGGACGUGGUUAAACUUUUGCGGGAACACAUGACGUUACAAGAUCCUGCGGGUACAUGUAGCUAG